Molecule: messenger RNA, 249 nt
Organism: Sparassis crispa
Lineage: Eukaryota; Fungi; Basidiomycota; Agaricomycetes; Polyporales; Sparassidaceae
Exons: 3
Coding region: 1-249 (82 amino acids)
Source: RefSeq, a predicted model, not a curated record
AUGGCUGAGUCAUUUCACUGGCGCAUGCAAUUGAACAACUAUCUCCAGAGCAAUGGAGGCGUGCACCUCUUGACCUGGGAAGUCUACCAGGUCGGACCACUCCAUGCUCCUUCGUGGACAGCAAUGGCAUACAUCCGCGGAGUGGAGUACGGCCGUUGCACCGGUUAUAGCCAGGGUGCUGUCAAGGAGGAAGCAGCCCGCCAGACAUUAGUCGCACUGUUCGCGGAUCGCGGAAUAGUCUAUGCGUGA